AUGGGCGAGUCUGCUGUGUUUUCCCUAGAAGAGGUCAAGAAACAUAAUUCUGAAAAUGAUUGUUGGAUUGUCAUUCAUGAUAAAGUGUAUGAUGUCUCAAAAUUUCUGGAUCAACAUCCUGGUGGUGAUUUUGUAAUUCUUGAAAGUGGGGGCGGGUACGCUACGGAAGCUUUUGAGGAUGUCGGCCAUUCUGAAGCAGCUCGAAGACUUUUGAAAGAGUACUGUAUUGGAGUUAUUGAUAGCAAGGAUAAAGAAUCUUCUCUUAAAUUUUCCUCAAACUAUUCUCGGGACAAAAAAGCAAGCUUUGCUGGCUGGACUGGUGCUCUCCUUCCCGUUCUCAUAGCAAGUGUGGCAGUGGCAGCUUAUUUCUUUGCUAAGUAG
Messenger RNA from Echinococcus granulosus, 381 nucleotides. Its product is annotated as Cytochrome b5. Gene Ontology annotation, molecular function: heme binding. Gene Ontology annotation, cellular component: membrane; intracellular membrane-bounded organelle. Lineage: Eukaryota; Metazoa; Platyhelminthes; Cestoda; Cyclophyllidea; Taeniidae. Bases 1 to 381 code for a protein of 126 amino acids. The record is from RefSeq and is a predicted model, not a curated record. The transcript has 4 exons.